GUGAUGAUUGCGACGGGUUUAGGCACAAGGCGUUGCAGCACAUUUCAAACUAGAGGCAAACUAAGCAAAGCGCGCUCCCCAGCAGUGUGUUGUGUAGAGCCAGCAAAAAUGAAGUGAAAUACACAGCCUCGCACAGUGUUUAAAAGUGUUAAAAAAAUCAGUGAAACAAAUGUAAAAAAAUCGUAUAAUUUGAUGUGUAUCUCAGGAAGUGUGUGUCGUAGAUAUGUGAAGUGUUGUUGUGUGCCAAACCAAGAUCAGUGCGCCAACAUGAAGUUAAAACGGCUGUGUUUUUUUGUGAAAUAGUGUCUGUGCGACGAAAAACAAAAAUUCCUCAAUGUGGUGUUUAGGGCAAAAUGGUCAGAGAGACUAGACACUUGUGGGUAGGAAAUUUACCCGAGAAUAUACGAGAAGAACGAAUUCGAGAACAUUUUAAACGGUAUGGCCGCGUGCAAAGUGUUAAAUUGUUGCCCAGGUGCACCGAGGAGAAGACGGGUGAGAUCACGAUGGCGUGCACGGUGGCGUUCAUGGACAUCAAAAGUGCGUCCAAAGCCCACAACGCCGAACUUAAGAUAGACGACAGGACCCUAAACACCGAAUACUACGAACCUGCCGCCAUUCCGUCCGCUACUGCUUCGCCGCAGAACACCCCAUCCCCUUAUUCUACCUCCCCGGGCUCCACCAGGUUCCCCAACGGUCAUGGGUCCACCGAAGAUCACGGUACCUCCGCCUUUCCGGACCGUUGUUUUUACGAAAGAUCCACGUCGUCUUCGCGACUAGCCGGCAACAGCGUCGGCGUCGGCAGCGUCGCUGUCGCCGGCGUAGUCGGUACCACCGAACCGGCGGAAUUUGUCGGGGGCGGUCGGGGAGGAAACAGCCGAGGAAGUUCCGCUGCCACCACGGCCACUGCUUCAACCACGUACCACGGCGACGCCGUCUCCACCGGGGGCGGUCGAUCAACAACUUCGUCGUCGUCCUCGGCCGCCCCGCCAGUUAGUGCCACCCCCGGUGGACGAAGCAGGGAGCGAACGGGGAACUACAGGAACGGACCGUACGGUGCCGCUACAUCGGCUCCUUCGACGAAUGCCGUCGCCGCCGCAUCGGUGGACGGUCGACAUUCGUCGAGGACCGCCACUAAUAACUGGGGGUACGAUUCGACGAGGUAUAAUAGCACGGGUAACAACCAGACGGAUACAGGGUAUUGCACUACACCAUCUGAAAACAAUGAAAGGCGAAACUCAGACCAAAGUUCAAAUAAAAAGAAGACGAAAUCUAGGUCAGGCUCUAGGUCCCCGUCGCCUUCGGGAAGUACGAGCAGUAGGUCACCUUCAAGGUCGAGAUCGAGAAGUAGCAGUAGUUCCUCGAGUUCUUCGAUGUCGCGCGACACCAGUUCAACGGGUUCGCCAAAAUCGAAGAGGUUAACAUCAAGCAGUACGUCGAAUUCCAACCAUCAGCCGGUGGUGCACAGCGACGAUCGAAGGCCGCUCGCGAUCUGCGUGAAAAACCUCCCGGUGAGGUCUUCGGAUACCUCGUUGAAAGACGGGCUCUUCCACGAGUACAAAAAGCACGGGAAAGUGACGUGGGUCAAAGUGGUGGGCAAGGAUGCGGAGCGGCACGCUAUAGUUUGCUUCAAGAAACCGGAAGACGUGGAAAAGGCGCUGGAAGUGAGUUACGACAAGUUGUUUUUCGGGUGUAAGAUCGAAGUGGCGCCUUACCAAGGCUACGACGUGGAGGAUAACGAUUUGCGACCGUACGAGGCGGAAAUCGAUGAGUACCAUCCGAAGGCUACGAGGACCUUGUUUAUCGGUAACUUAGAAAAAGACGUGACCGCGUCCGAUCUCAGGAAACAUUUCGAUCAGUUCGGUGAAAUAAUCGAAAUCGACAUUAAAAAACAAGGGGCUGUGAGUUCUUAUGCGUUUUGUCAGUACUCGGAUAUAGUGAGUGUUGUCAAGGCCAUACGUAAGAUGGACGGUGAACAUUUAGGUAAUAAUCGAAUUAAGUUAGGUUUCGGAAAGUCGAUGCCUUACAACUGUGUGUGGAUCGACGGCAUUAACGAAAACGUUAACGAAAAGUACCUGAAAAUGCAGUUUGAACCUUUUGGCGUUAUAAAUAAGUUACACAUAGAUCGCGAAAAGGGACAAGCACUUGUAUUCUAUGAUCAAGUAAUGAGCGCACAGACGGCGGUAACCAAAAUGCGCGGUUUUACACUAAAAAAUACUAAAAUUCAAGUCGAUUUUGCGAGCAGGGAGUGUCAAGAAUCAUUCUUCGAGAGGUUAGAAAAACAGGGCACCAUUCUUGAUAGAACUGCUUUCGAAGAAAGAAGAGAGCCCACCGCCAGAACCUUCGAGAUAACAGCAUCCAGGUUUUCAAGAUAUGACACGCCUACGCGACCGCGAACAUCAUCGUACAGCAGCAGGUCGAACGCUUCGGCGAGUCAAGUGACUUCUUUACAAUCGCCGGGAACACCAGGAUCAGUAACGCCGAGAGGCACCGGCUCAAGAUCGCGAACGGCCCGUUUCGCCGACUACUACGACCAAACUUUGGAUUACGCGGAUCGUCAUUUUCGCAGCUACGACGAAUACAGUCAGAGUUCUACGGCGUCGCACGAAGAUUUGUACGAGCACGAGUAUGGGUUCGUUCAUGAUGCAGGUGAUCCUUUGCAAGUUCUGGACAAUGUGGUUCCGUUCGCCCCACCGGACAUGCGGAAUUUACAAAAAGAACGCGUCCACCUUCUCGAACAACUGGAAGAGUGUCCUAGUUCCGGAGACGAACUUAUAAGUCCGAAGAAACGAUUAAAGCUGGAUUUACUCGACACCGUGAUCACCAGCGAUGUCAUUAUCGAAGCAAACAGAGAUCAUAGAAAAGUAAUGGAAGUACGAAGGCUGUCAGACGUCAACCUAAAACACCACUCGAGGCGACCGUCCAUGGAUUCUAGCAAACACGUUAGGCACGAUGUGGUUUACGUACCGCAUUCCGUGUGCAAGAGAAGGAAGACGGCUGGUAGCGACAGCGGAUCCAAAGUUCAUCAUUACGAUCAUUCCGGAUCGGAAAGCGUCGGGGGUUCCCGGCCCGGUACGCCGCUGUGCGACGAACGACCUGAAAACUUUCAACCCAGUGAACCGAGGCGGGUGCCGAGGGAGAGGGAGGGCCCUCUCAGCUUGCCAUUGCCUAGGUUCGCCUCGCAAAUUAUCAACAGAGGCCCGGUCUCUGUGGCUGGCAUCAAAGGCCAAAAAGACAAUAUCCUAUCUAGUCCACCUCCCGCAGUCACAAGCCCUAGAAUAUCAAAUCCCCGACCUCCUAGUCCCGUUCACGUACCUCCACCAGCGUCGCCGCCUCCACGACCGCCCAGUUUGAGUUCCAACUCUAGCGACAGCGACGCAACACCUCCUAGUCCAUCCCUCGAAGAACGAAUCAAAUCCCUAGACGAGAAAUACGAAAAAUGGUCCGGAUCUAGGGCGUUGAGCGCGGCCGGGGGAGACGCUUUAGCUUUACUAGACGCGAAUCUGGAGAAGUUUCGACAGCGGCACAAAAUCCUGGAUUUGGAUCUCAAGGAGGUCCAACCUUCGGAGAUCGUUAAAUCUGUGAUGGCGAAGCGGUCGGUGUUCGACGAGGAUUUGAAGAGGUUGGAGAACGUAGGCGAGAAAUACGAACCGAAGGAUUUUACGUUUUUUCCGAGGAGUACUUUGACCACCGCCCCGACUUCAGUACCUGUAACUCCUUUGCCAGCACCGCCGCCCGCACUGAAGGUUAAUACGAUAACGCAACAAAUUCCCAAAACUCCUACUAUGCUGUCACCGAGAUCGACAGGUUCCGGAAUCCAAGCGGCUAAAGGUCUCCAAUACCCGUUUCCGACGCAUCCGCCGAAUCUAAUGUUGCCGGCGGUUAUCUCUCCGCUCCCGCUACCGCAAACGCCGCCUCUAGCAGCAGUAGUGACAACAACAACAGCAACAACAUCAACAGUGCAAUUGUCGACGGCGACGACAACCAUAAGUGCGACACCGGCGGCGGUAGUGGUAGCGGCGACUACAACGACGUCGACGACGACGACGCCAUCCCUAGUUGCGAGUUCGCGAGGCGCUUCACAUGGUGAUAACAGACUGAAACCGUGCCCGAGUGCGCCGAGCGACGCAAGAACUUCUAGUAAAAUGAUUGUAAAUAAAACUAACGUAGUAGUGCCCCCGUUAACUUCUGUUAAAAUUAACGAAAAGACCAAUGUCAACAUUCCUAACGCGAGCGACGCCAAGUUCGUUCGGGACGCCGCGAAACCGGGCGACAAGUGCGACAAGAUUUCGUCGCGCAGAGAUUCCAGCAGUAGCAGUAAUUCGCCGCGCGCGGACGUCAAAACCAGAAGAAACAGUGACACGAGUGCGCGCCGAUCGGACGACAGUGCGGAACAGGCUCACAAAGAACGAGCCCAAAGCGAAGAGAGAAAACGGGAAAGAAUCGAAAAAAUUAAAAUCGAAAACGAGAAACUAGAAAAAGAAAAAUCAGAACGGGAACGCAUAGAACGCGAGAGACACGAACACGAAAAACAAGAAAAACUCAGACUAGAGAAAGAACGUCAGGAAAAGGAAAGAUUAGAACGCGAAAGCGAAUUGGAGAAACAACGGUUAGAAAAAGAGAGACUUGAAAAGGAGAGGUUAGAGAAAGAACAACAACAAGAAAAAGAGCGAUUAGAAAAAGAACGACUAGAAAAAGAAAAACUCAAAUUAGAAAAAGAACAAUUAGAAAAGGCGCAACGGGAAAAGGAGCGUCUUGAAAAAGAAAAACAAGAGCAAGAACGGUCUGAACGAGAAAGGCUCGAGAAAGAACGAAAAGAAAAAGAUGAAAUAGAAAGGCGAUUGCGCGAUGAACAACACGAAAAGGAGCGUUCAGAAAAAGAAAGGCACGAUCGCGAGAAAAGAGAGAAAGAUGAACACGAUAAAAAACACAGGGAAGAAAAAGAUAGAAGGGACGAUGAAGAAAAAGUUGAAAACACGAAACCUGACAAAGAAAAAUUAGAUCGAGAGAAAGAACGAGCCAAACACAAAGAAGACAAUCAUGAUAAGAGAAAAGAUGACCAUAAGCAUCGAGAACCUCAUAGUGAUACUAAACAUAGGGAAAAUCACCUUGAUAAGCACUUAUUUGAUAAUAAAACCACCAAAGACCCUUCGAAAGAUGAUAAAUUAGGCAGUAGAGACGUAAACCAAAUUAGCACAAAAGAUCUACACGAAUCGAGAAGCAGCUUUGAAAAGAAACUCCACGUACACGUAGAUAGAGACUCGGAGAGAAGAAAAGAGAGUAUAAAAGAAAAUAGAGAUAAUAACAUACACGAAAAGCACAAAACUAUAACUGAUAUAAGGAUUCGCGAUAUCGUCGAAUCAAGGCAUAUGUCGAUCGAUACAAAGUCGCACGAAAAACACGAUCCUUCCAAAAGAAAAGAGAGAAACAACAGCCUACCUGCUAGUAUUGGUUCCAAACGCAGGUUCAGCUCACACGAAACUAUAGAAAUGUGCGACGAAACUAAAAAACUAAAACUAUCCCAAGAUCACAAAAAACUUUCCGAAAGGAGAGACUCGAAAGACAGCACGCGAUCGGAGGAUAGAAUAAAAAGCAGCAAACACAGAAACAACAUAAAAUCCUACGACAAGUACAACAGUUCGAAAGACUCGGAAGAGAAGAGAAAAGAGCGAGAAGAACGACACAGGAAACACAAAUUAGAAAAACAAAAAUCGAAAAGUAAAAGUCGAGAAAAAGAGGCGCACGAAGCUACGCUCACAAUAUCAUUGACCGAUAGGGAAUUUUUGAACAGACUGGAAUUAAAAUCUACAGAAGAAUGCGAUAAACAUAGAAAAGAUAAAGAAUGCAAAGAAAAACGCAUUACUAUCGAAGACUUUGAUAAAAUAAAAAAGGAAAGACCUCCUUUGGAAAAAUCGCAAUCUCAAUCACAAUCACAGCCGGUUGCAGAAAAAAUAAACAAGAAUCGUUCGGAUCCUGAGGCCAGAACGAGCGAAGAAAAGAAAAAACGCGACCGUAUCAGAAAAUUAACAAAUUCCUCAGACACCGAUUCAGACGAACCAAAGAAACAUUCCAUAUUCGACAUAGUCGAUGACGAACCCGCUUAUAUUUCUAUGUACGACAAAGUGAAAGCUAGGAGUUGCAAGAACAUGGCGAAACAAGAAGAAGAGAAGAGACAGGAAAAGUUGAAAGCGAAAUUCUCGCAACUGAAACAAAGCAGAGCCAAACGCGAAGAGAAGAAACGAUCCACUUCUUGGGACGAAGAUUCCGAUUCAGAUAAAGAUAUUUCCGACAUCAAAAUGAAACGAUGUCCCAAAAUGCUCAUCGACAGUUCCGACGAUGAAAGCCAAGAGCUGAAAUUAAUGAAAAAGAAAGAUAUGAUUUUUUCUGAUUCGGAUUCGUCAGCCGUUUAUAAACAUAUUAAACAAGAAAUAAUAGAUACAAGCGAAGACGAAACUAGAAGUAAAGCGUUAAUCAUGAAAGCAAUCAAAUCUCGAAUAACGAGUGAUACAUCCGAAGACGAACUAAAUAAAAAGAAGAUUACACAAAUAGAAGAACCACACAUUAAAUCAGAAUUCUUCCCAGAUUCAAUCACCACAGAAAUCCAAGCUUACAACGUAAGUGAAGAUAAAUCCCACUUAUUUAAAGUCAAAGACGAGAUAGUUAAAAUCAAGAAAGAAAGAAGGAACAGCAAACAUCAAGAAAUCGAAAUUAACAGCCCCACUUUUAACGACGCCACCCAUUCUGAAAAUAAAGCUGAAAAAUUCAAUCACAAACCUCACUUUACCGACAUUACCAGCGACGAAGAAGCCCAACAUGAAGCGGCCAAAAAAGAGCGAUCGGAAAGAAGGGAAAAGAAACACAAGAAAAAACAAAAGAAACAAAAGCAUUCCAUUAGUAGCGAAGAAUCUGUCAAAUUCGAAAACGUCUCCGAUUCCGUUCCAUCCGAAAAUCCAGAGAAAUCCAAGCACGAAAAGAAGAAAGACCACAACCACAGUAAAAAAGAAAAACGGCGCGACAAAAACCGAGAAGGUAGAGAGAAAUCUAAAAAGUCUAAGAAAAAUAAAACCGAAAAUAAGAUCGAUAGCAAACGAGAUGGAAAAAUGGAAAAUAUUUUCGGAUCGCUAUCAGAAGAUUCCGAAAAUUGCCCCAAAGAACACGAACAAGAACCCAAAGUACCGAAUUGCGUCGAAGAUGAAACACAACAUCAACCAAUUUAUAACAACAAAACCGAAAAGGAACACGAAAUUAAACCGAAAGAAAAAACGGAAAGGGAAAGAGAAAAAGAGGAGCACAAGCGAAAGAAAGAAAAGAAACGACGAGAAAAAGAACGUCGCCUUCAAGAAGCCGCUGUGGCCGCCUCUUUGGCAGCAACCGCUGCGGAACAAGAAAGCAAUGAGAACAGUAUGGAUUACAUCGAUAUGGGUAAACAACUAGAAGCAAAUAUGAUGCAAGACGAAACCUUCGUCUUAUCUGAAACCAUCACUAAGACAACUGAACCCAAUUCAGAAACCACUGACGUUACAUCCAACUUCCCCGACGCCGUUGAGCCUAAAAAAGACAAAGAAGAGAGGAGAGAAGCCAAAGAAAAGAAAAAGAAACGAAAGAAAAGCAAAGACGAGAGAAGCAAACAUCAUAAUCAUCAUCAUGAUAAGAAUAAAAUAAAAACACCAGACAUUAAAAAGGAAACUCCUCGACCGGAGCCUGUGGUUGAACAGGAAAUCAACACUCCUACUCAACCACAAAAUCCGAGUUUACCCAAUAUUUUAGAAGAACAAAGUCCUGUAAAUACCAAAGCUUCCGAAUUUGCUAUUUCUCCACUAAACCCAAUCAUCAGUCCCAUACCAAAGACUCCUACCGUUCCUCAAGAGAAAAAACGGGAGAAGUUUAUACCCGCUUUUGGUACCGACAUCGACGAAAAGGUCCACGAAAGCGCCGUCAAGUCUAUUUCAGAAGUCGAAACAGUUGAAAAGAAAGACGAAGUUGUUACUACCAAAGAGGAAGAUGAAAACAAAACAUCUCAACUACCCGAAGAGAAACCUAGGGUAGUUAUAUCUCAAGAAGAAACCGAAGACGCGGUAGCCGCUCUAUUGGGCGAAAGCUUUGGUAGUGGCAAACAAGAAGAAUUUUACAACGACGAAAACAGCAUUGAAGAACCUUCAAGUACCUUAGUGGAGGAAUCAAACGUUCAAGAUGACGAAGAAAUGCGUCAAGCAGUGCAAAGCCUCAGCGCAGCUGAUUUAGAUGUCAAACCUGAUACUCCACAAAGCGAGAAUGACCUUCAAAUAGAUACCGACACCGAAGAGCAGGAAGAUAUACCUUUAAGAUUUAAUACAGCACCGAAAACUCCUGAAUCCACGGAAUUCCCUCAACUGCCGAAAACGCCAGAUUUACCACCAUAUUUUGCAAAUACCGCAGAUGAAAAGCAGACUCCUAUUCCUGCAUUAAAAACUACUCCUAACAUAGGUAGUCCACCAUCUCUCACUCCUAUACGUUCAUCAUCAAGCCUUUCCGAAGUACGAAAAGUCUUAGAUAUGGACAAGAAGGAACUUCCAAUAAUACCAGAGCCACAAAAACAUGCUGUAAUUUCUCAACCUUGGUCCGCAGAUAAGAAAAUAGAGAUUCCUGUCACCAAACCUCAAACGUCUGUAAUUAAAAUGGAAACCAAGAAAGUCAUUCCAACUGUAUCUGAAGUGCCAGUACAAGUACAAAAUUGCAGUACUGUUACUUCUGCUCCAGUAAGACCAUACGCUAGUCCUCCAGUACUUAAAAUUGCCGAACCUCAAUAUCCACCGUUGAAGCCUCUUUCGAAAACCGAUCACUUAUCUAUGUCUCCAGUUGUUGAAAUUUCAAAUAAAAUUCCGGUAGUACAAACAUCGACUAAAUCUCCAACGCCUCCGCAGUUACAUAAUCUUCCUGCGCGUUCUCCAAUUCAGAUGAACAAACCACCACCAUCAGUAAGCGACUCUGGUUUGGUAUCGCCGAGAUUGACGCCGGCUCUGAUCCAUAACAGAAUGCCAAUAACUUCAGUUAUGGUAUCAAAACCGAUCCAGGCAACAACCGUAAUUUUGCAGCAGUCCAAAGUUGCUCACAGCUUAGAACCACCCAAGUUGGUUUCUACUUCUGAUCCAAGAUCGCAGGACCCUCGACCGAGGAUGGUUUAUCAAGCGCCUACUAUUCAGUCACCACAGUUUGGUAAUUUCGGAGCAAACCAUAGGCCUCCGAUGAUGCCAGCGAAUAUACGACAUUUGCCGCCUCAAGGGUUACUUGUUCCUUCCAGAAACCCUUAUAACUUUAUAGGAAAUGUACCUCACUCUUCUUACAAUAUUCCUACAAGUUUACAUGAUUCUUCUUCUGGAAAUGUAUUGGAUUCGCAUCCAAAAGUUUCACAACCUUUACCUUUAUCUAUACCGCCGCCAUUAAUUACUUCUCAUGUACCUUUACCGCAACUGUCAGUUCCAAAAGAGGUUAUUUGCACAAAACCACCAACACCAUCAAUACCAAGUCCAAAAUCGGUAGCAGUAGCAAAUUCUCUUAGUCCAAGUCCAUUCUCUUCAGCGUGCGUGAGUCCUCAACACAAGAAUGCUCCUAGUCCAAAACCAAUAGUGGCAGCAUCGAGUCCAAAACCAAUAGUUGCGGCAGCAUUAAGUCCUAAACCAAUAGUAGCAGCGGCAUUAAGUCCUAAACCAAUAGUAGCAGCAGCAUUAAGUCCUAAACCAGUAGUAGCAACAGCAUUAAGUCCAAAACCAAUAGCAGCAGCACUGAGUCCUAAAUCUGCGACAUCAGUGAGUCCGAGGUUAACAAAUACAGCCACUUCAGAACCAUCUCCUUCAAUUAUUGUUCAUCCUGUUCAGAAACCUAGUGAAACGCCUAAAAUUUCGCCACCAAAAUCUCUGAAUAUUAAUUUGGCGAUAUCUGCUCCUAGUCCAGUAAUAGUGUCGGCUCCACUCGCAAACGAUACUGCUGCUGCUGUUGCUGCAAAAAUAGAACAAAAGGAGAAAGAAGAGCCAAAACCUGUUAAAUUGGCAAUUGAAGCAGUUACGGAGGAGCUCAAUAUAUCUUUGGGAAAAUCUACACCUGAAAUUAAAGACGAAAACACUCCAAAACUAGAAGUAAAACCAGAGAAUCCCGUACCAGAAAAUGUAACUAAACCUGAAAUAAAAGAAGAUCCUAAACAGGAACCAGUUGAAGAAAAACCACAAAUUGAUACUGAUAAAGAAAUCAUUACUGACAUUAAAGAAGUUGAGAAACUUGAUGAAGACAAGACUGAAACUGAAAGCAUUCUAUCAGACAUUAGCAAAGAAAGAUCUGUUAGUGCUGAUAUUCUUGCUAAAGAUGAUCCACUUGAUACAAAGGAAGACAGCGAUUAUUGGUCAGCAAAGGAAGCUAUCGAUUCAGUGAUCAAAACACUCGUAUCUCCUGAUGAAUUGUCUGAUCAUGGUAGCGAGAACGGCAGACACGAGUGGUUUGAUAUUAAAAAACCAGAUGAACCUAAAAUCCCUGAAGAGGCGCCGCCAUUAAAUAUCAAAAAUGAUACUCCAGAAAAGGUACAAGAUGAAACAUUAGAGCUGAAGAGCGAUGAGUCUCAAGUUAUGGAUGCAUCAGUGGAAUCAGUUGAACCAGAGAGCAGCGAAAUCGUAAUAGAGCCACCUACACUCCGUUCUAGUAGUCGACGUGGUGGUCGUGGAAGAGGCAGAGGUAAGCAACCUUCACCGAGAAAACCUGUCUCUACCGAAAGAGGCGGAAUACAAACUCGUCGAGGUAAACUAAGAGAACUCACCCAACCAACACCUGUAUCUGUAACUAAAAGAGGAAGAGGCGGAAGACCUCGAAAUGAAAGAAAAUCUUCGAAAUCUGAAUCAGAAACGGCUCCAACCGAUGUAUACGAAUUUCGUGAUGAACCUGAUGAUUCUAAUAAAGAACAACGUCCAAGGUUAAUAUUAACAAUUAAAUCUCCGGCAAUUUCCAAUAACAAUGCACAAACAACUGCCAUUGUAAAAGAAGUCACUAAAGAUGGAACAAAAGAAAUUGGCAAAGAACAACCAAAAGAAACGCCAUCUCCUCCUGCUAAAACAACCGACAAUAAAGAAGAAUUUGCUUCUCCAUCAACAAAUACCAGAAAAUCGCGAAGAUUACAAGAAAGAGAUACCUCCAAAAGUAGUGUUGAUGAUACCAUUGAAGACGUUGUUAAAAACACUGUACAAACUCGUACUUCAGCUAGCCAGAGAAGAUCAGGUAGACAAGCGACUACUAAGCAAAGCCCUCCACAAUUAGAAACACCUAGAAAAUCACCAAGAGGCAGAAAAGGUAGAAGAGGUUCAGAGGCUACAGAAAAUUCAUCUUCCGAAGAAACCUUAAAGGAAGAAAUUAAGCUAACACCUACACAAGUGAAACCCGAAGAAAAGCUUAAAGAACCUGAAAAGCCAGUAGAAACUGUAAAACCAGAAGUGAAAGAACCAGAAGUGAAAGAACCAGAAGCAGUACCCAAAGAAAAACCGCUUGAAGGCCUUAAGGCUGCAGUUCUUCGUCGCAUCAAAGGAGAGCUGGUUAUAAAUAAAAAUCCAAAAGAACCAACUAAUCUUAUAGAUCCGGUAACUGGCGAAAUUAUCCCAAUGAGGGAAAGCGAAGAAGGCAAAUAUGUUCCACUACCAGGCUCGCUUAACGAAGCGUCUCCCAAAAAACCAGCAGAUUUAUCUCUUAAAGAACGUGUCGAGACCAAAAUUAAACCAGCAGAACCACCCAAGCCUUUGGAGGUAACAAAAGUGCAAACUAGCGUAAUAUCGCAACCUCAGCAAGUUACUGUCGUUCAACAGCCAAAACCGCAAACUCUAAAAGCUCAUGUAUUAUCUUCACAUGUAGCACACGCGGUUGUGACUCAACAAGUUCCUACUCCAGUUGUUCAAACAAAAAUAACUACACCUGCAGUUGUAGUUGCUUCAAAACCGACUCCACAAGAAAUCGUUGUAAGCAAAUCGACCAUCCCUGUUUCUGUAUCAAAACCAGUUUCUCCUAUGGUGAUAACAAAGCCAGCUUCUCCUAUGGUGAUAACAAAGCCAGUUUCUUCUAUAGUGAUAACAAAGCCAGUUUCUCCUAUGGUGAUAACAAAGCCAGUUUCUCCUAUGGUGAUAACAAAAUCAAUAAGUCCUAUCAUGGUUACUAAAACGGUAACUCCCAUGGUUGUUACAAAAGCCGUUACGCCAAUCAAUCAACAUCUUACUAUCAAUACCAACUUGGGUAUUCCUAUGUCUACUUCACCUCAUAUAUCUCCGAGGCCUAAUGUUCCUAUGAAUGUCACCAACAAGCCUUUACCAAAGCAGUUACCUAAAGGUUCUGCACUCUCUCCAAUUUUAACAACUCAACAGAAGCAAGAGAUACAGCAAAUACAGCAAAUCAUGCAAUCUGGUAAGCAGCCAGUACCGAAGGCAUAUUUGACGUCUCCAAUGGUUACUACCCAAGCGCAAAUAGUCAACACUCAGAUGGCUCACAUGAAACAUCAGCCAAUGAUGAAGCAGCAAGUGAUAAUAGGAAAAGGCCCAUUGAAACCUCUCCAUACCCAGCAGAUUAUCAGCGGAGCCAUUCCUAGUCCGCCUUUGGCCAAAGGGCAGUCUACUUUAAACAACCCUGGUAGAAUAAUACACGCUCCUUCCCCUGCCGGAGCGAAAGGUAUAAUGGAUCCUCCUAAAGUCGAUGUAUCUAUGAGUAACGUCAUGUUGGGGCAGCGAUCGAAGUUGUCACCUCAAGGCACGCAACAGAGAAUAGUUGGCCAAACUGGACUACCACUUCCCGGCUACGAACCAAGCUUGCAUGGAGAAAGGAGUUUUUUAAAUCGAAGUCGGAGCCCUCCACCGGCUCACCAAAAUUCGCCAUCUCCAAAGGGAGAAGCAAUUGCACAUUUCCCUCCAGGUCCAUUGCGACCGCCGCCUGAUCUCAAUCCAUCACAUUACAUGCAUCCUUCUCAUGUGAUGCAGUACCAGUAUUUCAGACAACAACAGUUGCAGCAUUUUUCGAGGACUGGAGGCAUAGAAAAGGUUGGAGAUGGUCAAGAAGGAGAGGAAGCUCCUGUAACAUCACCGCCGUUAGAAUUACGAAGGCCGGGUUCUGUAGGACUGGCGCUUGCUGGAAGAAGCACUGCUGUAGUACCGCAUAGUUUGCAUUCUCCACAUGAUAGAACUACAGAUUCACCACAAAUAGGCCAAGUCUACAACGUCCAUUCACCAGCUCGGAUACCCUACCAUCACCCGACACGUUACUACGACCAAGAACCACCACCGGCUCAUCGACCUUUGACCAGCCACGGAUCGUUGGCGGCCUUGGGCAGCGAUCGAGGCCUCGCUCAUAUGGCGCCUAUCGGCACUCCUGAUCGUCCGUUGAGCAGCCAUUCGGCGAUAGGCGCUCAAAUUGGCGGCCUAGCGUUAGCAGAUAGACCGAUUUCCACGCACGUUGAUAGGCCGCUUUCCGCUCUCGGUCUGAUGGGCGCCGGGCUAGGAGCGGCAGGAAAUUUGAUGGGCGCCGUAGCCAGACACAUCGGUGCAGAUGCGCCUACAAGCCAAAGGGGAUUGCAAGCGGCCACGCCGCCUCAUGCUAGUCAAGUGCCACCGCAGGCCGAGAGUUUAUUGAUGUUGUUAAAGCAAUACCCCUGUAUGUGGCAAGGCCUUCUAGCCCUAAAAAACGAUCAAGCAGCCGUUCAAAUGUACUUUGUAUCUGGUAAUGACCAUGUUGCCAAAUGCAGUUUACCGAAAAACACAGAUGGAUCAACACCACCUCUGAGAAUAUUCCAAAGAAUGAGACUGGAGCCGCCACAAGUCGAAGGGGUGGCAAGAAAGAUGCAGAUGGAGAACGAGCACUGCAUGUUACUGGCUCUACCGUGUGGUCAUGACCACAUGGACGUACUUCAACAGUCUAAUAACCUAACUCAUGGCUUUAUAACCUAUUUGCAACAGAAACAGGCAGCCGGCAUUGUGAAUGUUGCAGCACCCGGUACCACACAACCACCUGCUUAUGUCGUACACAUUUUCCCGUCCUGUGACUUUGUCAAUGAAAACUUGAGACGCAUCGCUCCUAGUCUUCUAGAAAGGGUGGCAGACAUUGCACACCUGCUCAUAGUCAUAACUACAGUAUGAUCUUUUCUACACGAUGGAUUUGACUCUACAAUUUACUAAUCAAAAGAUCGUGACUUGAAUACGAAAGCUUUUAAGCCUAUUUUGACUCAUUUUUUCUCUCAAAAAAAAAAAGUCUCGUUAAAAAUAAAUUACGAAGAAGCUAUUGUCCCUUUAAAGGAUUUUAAAUAUACUUAAAAAUAUUUCACUGUGAUUUCUGACAAAAUGUUAUUACUAUUAUUAAAAAAUAUAUUUAAAAAACAAAAAAAAAAUGCUAAAAAUAACUUACUACCUAUUUAAGAGAUCUCAUAUUGAACUUAGUUAUAUAUAUAAAAAAAAGAAAUAUGUCUUUAUUUAGAAGAUCUUUAUUUUCGUAAAUAUCUUGUAAAUUGUUUGUUCUAUUUAUUUACUAUCCUUGCAAUAUUUGCAAAGAUGGUCGAUAAGCCGAUAUGAUAUGUUUUAGAAUAUUUUUUUUUAUUCCCGUGCUUUGCCGUCGGGCCGCCGCUCACAUUUAUUUCGUUUUUCUUAUAUUACACCGCCGCUUGUUAAUUUAUUUAUUACACUUACUUAGGAUUUAAACGAUUUUAUUUAAGCGUUUGUGUUUAUUUUUUUUUAUUUAAUUUGUAUCCAUUCUCUAAUACCUUCACCUCUAUUUAGUGUAUGCGAUGUUUUGUUUUUAGGUUUUUUGUUAAUAUAAUUUUUAGUUUAUGCAAUCUGUCAAUAAGAGAUGGUAAUUUUUUGUACGGGUUUUGUAAUAAAAAAAAGACUGAACGGGUAAUAACCAUUUACAUUCUACUAUCGUUAUUGAAUAUUAAUUUUGAUGAAAGUAUCUACAAAAUAAAAAAAAAUGAGUGUUUUACUGGGAUUUCUAAUUAUUCGUUUAUAUUAUUUGCUUUACGGAUUUAUGAUAUAUUAAUUAUUCACUGCAAUUAAUUAUCUAAUAUUUUUUUGUAAUUAUUCUAUAAUUGUGAAUAAAUUAUUAUAAUUAUAUUAUUAUUGUUGCAUCUUUCUUAGGUUCAUUUCUAAAUAUUUGUAUUCUUCAUAAAUCUUUAUUUCUCUUCAAUAACUUCGAUUUUUGUAUUUGUCAUCUAAUGACGAAAUUAGAGGAUAUACUAAGUUGUAUUAUUUAUCAUUUUCUAUUGGACAUUUCAGUUUCUGAUCUUGUAUAUAAGGAUAGUGACAUAACUCAAAAAACAGAUUUUCGGAAAUACACAUUAGUGUUUACCUUAUAUACAAACCAUCAAGUUUGCUUCGAUAACAUUAGGAAAAACUCUGAAUAAUUAUAUUUUCAUCCCUCUUUUGAGUUAUGACGAUCUUCCAAAAAAGUAUAUUUUGCACAAUAUUUCUCUUUCAACAAUAAUUGUCCUAUUUCGACUUAUGUAACUGUUGAAAAUAAUGUUCUAGUUUGUUUUUAAUAAAACUGGCAUGUUUUGAUUUAUGUCACUGUAGCCGAAAAUUAAUGUUCUUGUGUCAUUGGGAGCACAACAAAAUUUGUGUCCCUCUUCCACAUACAAAUAUGCAGAUUUUGUUAUACAUGUUUCUACUUUUUUUUUGUUUCAGUCACUGUCGUAUUUCAUGUCCUGAUUAUAAAUCUGAUUGGACCACAUUAGAUUUAUGUAUAAUAAUGUUUUUACUUGCAUUUUUUUUUGAAAUGUAGAUAUUUUACUAUCAUAUAUAAUUUAAGUUUUGUUACAAAACUCGAAAAAAAAAAUUAUGUCUCGAGAAAUCGAUGUUAGGAUAGAUUGUAGGGUGUAGGUAAUAGAGUCGUAAGUUGGUUUUUCACGAAGCGGCAGCCUAAUGACAAAGAUGUUGCUUUAAAUUUGUAAAUAUUAAAAUUACACGUUACCCAAUUUGUAGUUUGAAAUAUGGCUAUUAUAAAUAUUUGAAAAAGAAAACACAUAUAGACAUAAUAUAUAAAUAUGUAGCAUAACAAAAUCAAUCAUUUUUUAAAUUACAAUGUAACAUAUAUGUGAAUAUAUAGUUUAGUUUGAGCUUUUUGAUUUAUCAAUUCUGUACAGUGUAUUUUUAGCUGUAAGUAUAAGUUAGCUUGCGUUAAAAAUGAUAAUAUAGGGAACAUUGUGAUGUCUAUAUAAUACUGUAAAUUUUGUACAUAUAAAAAAAUACUGUGUAUUGUGAGUAUACAUUAUUAUAACUAUUACGA
Molecule: messenger RNA, 16251 nt
Organism: Psylliodes chrysocephalus
Lineage: Eukaryota; Metazoa; Arthropoda; Insecta; Coleoptera; Chrysomelidae
Source: the annotation of a GenBank genome assembly